Dentiscutata erythropus is the source of this 204-nucleotide messenger RNA. Lineage: Eukaryota; Fungi; Glomeromycota; Glomeromycetes; Diversisporales; Gigasporaceae. The record is from the annotation of a GenBank genome assembly.
AUGGCAAGUAGCUCAAAAACCGAAGCAAACAAUGGUGAAUCUGGAGCAAUCGACGAAGGUGUACUUGAAGAGAUGAAGUCUUUGCUUCACGAAUUUGAGGAGGUAGAAACUGAGCUUGCACGACAACAUGUGAAGCUUUUGGCACCAAUUUACGAAAAACGACGGAAAAUCUUUGAAAAAAUUCCAAGGUUUUGGACAACAGCC